UUUACAUUUUUAUUUCAUUUUGCACAAAAUAAAAUAAAUAACAUUACAACUAACUUUUUACGACAUAGUGGUCUAUUUCCGCUGAGCCUUCUUCCUUUCUAAAACUUCAUCAUGGCGGACAAAGAAAAAGGCAAGGUAAAUGUCAUGAGAGAGUUGCGUAUUCGCAAACUUUGCCUUAAUAUUUGUGUGGGUGAAUCUGGUGACAGAUUAACAAGAGCAUCCAAAGUACUUGAACAGUUGACUGGUCAGACACCAGUUUUUUCAAAAGCUCGUUACACUGUGAGGUCUUUUGGUAUCAGACGUAAUGAAAAGAUCGCUGUUCACUGCACAGUUCGUGGUGCAAAGGCUGAGGAAAUCCUGGAAAAGGGCUUGAAGGUGCGUGAGUACGAGUUGAGGAAAAAUAACUUCUCUGCAACUGGCAACUUUGGCUUCGGUAUUCAGGAACACAUUGACUUGGGUAUCAAGUACGACCCUGGAAUUGGUAUCUAUGGUAUGGACUUCUACAUUGUUCUUGGGCGCCCAGGUUUCAACAUCAGUCAGCGCAGACGUAGAAAGAGUGCUAUUGGUGCCAAACACAGAAUUAGCAAAGAUGAGUGCAUGAAGUGGUUUCAACAAAAGUAUGAUGGUAUCAUUCUACCUGGCAAAUAAAGAUGAGGCUGAAGUUGGUUAGGUCGUUGCAAAUAAAUUAUCUAAUAAGACCUACUGA
Physella acuta is the source of this 706-nucleotide messenger RNA. RefSeq names its product large ribosomal subunit protein uL5. Gene Ontology annotation, cellular component: ribosome. The record is from RefSeq and is a predicted model, not a curated record. NCBI's taxonomy places the organism in Eukaryota, Metazoa, Mollusca, Gastropoda, Physidae. Gene Ontology annotation, biological process: translation. Gene Ontology annotation, molecular function: structural constituent of ribosome.